Chara braunii is the source of this 5000-nucleotide messenger RNA. The record is from the annotation of a GenBank genome assembly. NCBI's taxonomy places the organism in Eukaryota, Viridiplantae, Streptophyta, Charophyceae, Charales, Characeae.
UGGCGGUGGUGCAUUCUUGCGUGGGUGCGGUUGUGUGCGUUCGUGUGGGUGUGCGUGUGCAGGGUGUGCUGUGCUUGCCACACACACACACACACAGACAGAGAGAGAGAGAGAGAGGGCCGCGGGGAAACAUGAGCAGGGUGCUGCUCUAGAUUGAUGUUGGAAGCUGUCAAGAGUCGAACCUUUCCGUUUUCGUCGAAAGAGCGGUGAGCAGCUCCUCGCGAAAGAGGACGGCUGGCUAUGGUUAUGGGUCAGUUGCCCAUCGUGCUUCCUUGGCGUUGAGAGUGUUGCGUCAGUUGCCCAUUGUGCUUCGUUUGGCGUCCAGUAUUGCCUUCGUGGAAUCUAUCUGUAAGAAAACAACCUUUUGGCGGUGAAGUUACGCCCGGCAAGGAGCUGUUCGGUCGGGAAAGCGACAGCUUCAACAAUCUUUUGCUCUCGUCUCCUUUGGCACCACGGCUUCGCUGUAUGUAUAUAUAUAUUAUAUAUGCGUAACUCUGACGAAACAGUUUGUCACAGCCCCUCGUUUGUUGUCCUCUUCUCCCUCUCUGCCUACGGUUUACCGGGCAGUUCUAUUUGACGAUAUAUUAUAUAUGCGUACGUUUUACCGGGCAGCUCUGUUUGACGAUAUAUAUGUAUGUAUGUAUGUAGAUGUAUCUCUCAUCCCCCCCUUUGUCUUAGUUAUUUCUGCAGAAAAGGGGACCACCCACCAUCUUUCUUAACCCUUAACCUUAAUGAGAGAAACCCUAUGACUAACCUGAGGUCAGGUCAAGCAGAGUAUUAUGUUUCACCUCUUUUUUUUUCGGAUCAAUAGUCAACAGUUUGACGCAGCUAUCCUUCUUCCUUAUUAUCAUCGCAUUCUUCCUUGUUCUUGGCGUAACAACUUGGAAACCUUUUCUUGUGCUGUACAUUCAUGACACAUGAUUGUGGGCUCUUCUGUUUCCCUCAGUCUCUCAAACUGCAGCAGCAGCAAUCUGUGGCCCAUUCCCACUGGGCCCAGUUGAUUCCCCUGCCUACAAGGAGAUCAAUGGUCAUCAGAAACUUUCUUGGAAUGCGUUUUUCUCUUCAUGACGCCGUUGAGCUGCUCUGUGACAUUCAAUAUGGUACUAUAGGUAUAGAUCAGUGAAGAAUAUGGUACUAUAGGUAGAGCACAAGUUUAGUAUUAUUGGCCGGUAAAUCACUGAGGCAUCUAUCUAUCUGUGCGUUAAUAGGUAGAUUACGGAAGCAUUGGCGUAAUAAUUGGUUGAUCCCUAAGAACACCUGGACGGCGUAGGGAGGGCCCUGUUCUCGCCAUCACCGUCGACGUCGUCAUUGCCAGCUUCAUCUUCCACCUCGUUGGAGCAUUCGUAUAUAUCUCCAUUCCAGCGAAAUGCACAGCCGACUUUCCGCCAGUGAUGAUAGUGAGGAUGGAGUAGAGGAGGAGGGGAAGGUAGCAGAGAGCAUCAGUGGAUCUGGCAUGCCCUUGUGGACUGCGCUUGUACCUGGGUACCAGCAUGGAAGUAGUGCUGACCAAGCUGAUGUGGGGAAGAAUGCUGAUGACGAUGACAGCGAUGAGGACGUUGGCGCUGGUAGAAGCGAUGGUCCGGGCAAGGGUCUGCAGGCAGAGAAAGUGGCAGGGUCCGAUUCGAGCUUUCCGGAUGUCAACAACCUCGAUGCGUCCAUUCGGUAUCUGAAUCAGAUGCUUGUGGUGUAUGGUUUCCCGUCCCCGUUAGAUUUGACUCCAGCUCCUGCGGACAAUGCGGCGGUUGCAAAGACGUGCAACUGCUUGUAUGCACUCCUCCAGCAGCGUCAACGCGAUAUCGAGUUCAGGGACUCGAUGACUGAGCAGAGGCAACGGUUGUUGUCGGCAACGUCUCGGCUGGAGGCAAAAGUGGAACGCCUGGAGACGCAACUUACGAGCAAAGACCGGGAAUUAACGACGAUGACACUGGAAAAGCAGAAGAUGGGUGCAGCUCACAGAGUCCAGAUUGAUAAGCUGCAAUCGGAGAGGGACGAGUUCCAACGGAUGUCGAUCGGCAUGCAGCAGCUGAGGGUGCAGCAGGCGCAUGAGAUAAGAAAGAAGGAGAAAGAGUACACCAAGUUGCAGGAGCGCCUGAAUCAAGUCGUCAUGGAGAAGAAGAAGGAGAGUAAGGCCGGUAUGGAUAUAGUCAACAUGCUGCAGAAGGAAGGCCGGCAAAGGGGGACCUGGAGUGGGAAGAAAGCGGACAGCGAUUUCUACAAGAUGAUCGUUGAUUCCUAUGAAGCCAAGAAACAAGAGUUGCUGGUGGAAAACGCUGAUCUGCGAGCGUCGCUACGCUCGCUGCAGGCCGACAUGCGUGAGCUCUUGAACAGCCAAGGACACGUGAAAGGCGACGCGAAUCAUAUGGGUGCCGUGAUGACACCCUGCGAAACACCUUUGAGGGGGCGCACAGAUAUCUUCGAUCUGCCUUACCAUCUCACACGGGACGAGAUAGAGAACAGUAUGCGUGCCAAGAUCGCAUCCAUUCGAGAGAGGAUGGAACACCUGCAGUCUGCGCAGUCGAUGGUGCCGGAGAGAGAGACAGCAACUCAGCGAGAAAUCGAUCUUGAGGCCCAGCUCCUCGAGGCUAGAUCUCUCAUUCAAGAACAAGAGUCCAUUAUUCAGAUGUCUAUCUCGAUCGGCGAUGCCCCACGGCAUUCGGAAAGGAUGAAUAUGGAGCUUCAGCAGGAAGCUGCCUUGUCUGCAAUGGAAGAGGAUCGCGCGCUGCUGGAGGAGCGGAAGCGUCAGUUGGAGUCGGAGAGAGCGGCAUAUGAGAGUAUGGCGUUGCAGCUGGACGAGGAGAGGCGGAAACUUGGGAGAGAGAGGCGGAAGUUGGAAGAAGAGCAAAGGGCUUGGCAGACGUCUCUGCAGCUUUGGGGGGGGGGGAAUGUGAGCUCGCCGCAGGAGGAAGGCCAUCACCAUGUCUCAGGUGCUUCAGAUGUCGAUAUUUCCCAUUCAAAGCUGAGACAAAGUGCGGCGGACAGACUCUUGCAGGAGGAAAAAUUCCGACUGCCGAUUCCACCUUUAGGAGACACUGUCUAGUGGAUUAACAAACAAGCCUCUGUACGGAAGGGCCAUCGUCGUGUUUAUAGUGUUCUGGCAGAAGAGAGAACCUCCGGUGUGGACGUGUCCUGUGCGAGGCUCCAGCAAAAUGGAACGCGCAGAAUCUUGCAGCAUCAAUGAUCAUUUUCACAGCAGAUUGCACCGCCGCUCGUGGAUGCUGUGUAUGUAGUAUGUACCAGGCGCCGCAUUGUCAUGAGACAAAAAAGCUUUCUGGAGAAGUGCAAUGACCGGACUGGUGGAAGAGAGGGUCUGCCUGUUCUUUAAUGUGUGUGCAGUUUUGUCGCUGGAGAAAGUCGGAUGUCAUUCUGCUUUGAUGUGCCCUCUGCAAGUUCCUGAAUUUGAUUCUUUGGGCCUCGCUCCGCUACUCUCCACAUGCACAAAAGACAAAAGUUACCGUGCUGUAUCUUCCCAGGUUGUAGCGGAAGACCCAUUCUCAUUUUGAACAUUUGGAGAGUAGUGUAGCGAGGCUCUUUGUAGCCACACAGGUGAGGUGACGAUGCUAUCGGAGGCAGAGGGUCCGUCGAAAGCAAGCCUGCGCUACGAGCAAUCGUGUGAAGCCUCCACAUUGCCGUCAAACCACCGGUACUUGCUAGCCUCUUUUUCCCCAGGCCGAUUUCUGCCGCGCGCGGUUCGAGGUUGCAAUAUAUAUUUGUAUAUGCUUUUUGCCUGGUGCUGCCAGCAUUUCCGAUUCCGUAGGCCGAGCCCCGAAAGUCCUGGUCCGCGUACGGCCACGUUCGAACGAUUUGCCUGUGAAACGUACGGGCAAGGGGUUUAAGCUCAGAGUGCUGCUUUCCAUAGGAGCAUAGAGGCCGAUUUCUGCCGCGCGCGGUUCGAGGUUGCAAUAUAUAUUUAUAUAUGCUUUUUGCCUGGUGCUGCCAGCAUUUCCGAUUCCGUAGGCCGAGCCCCGAAAGUCCUGGUCCGUGUACGGCCACGUUUGAACGAUUUGCCUGUGAAACGUACGGGCAAGGGGUUUAAGCUCAGAGUGCUGCUUUCCAUAGAAGCAUAGGGUGCAGUAAACUGGAAGAGGGGUGGGUCUCCCUUUCUUUGACACCAGCCUAUAAGGCUUGCGGGCAGCAAAUAGUCAAUGGCUGGUUUUUGUACUGUGAAGUGCCCUCCAUAAACUCCAGAAUUUGGUCCGUGGUGGCCUUGGCGGUUGAAUUAUGAUGAUAUGGGCGAGGCAGAGAGUGGGUAACACCAUGAAGGAGCUGUGCACGCAUAGACGUGCACUCACAUGUGUGGAUGUCGGUGUGCCUCAGAGACACAUGGAGACGGGAAGAUGGGCUCCAAGAACGUAAGUGGGAGGGAUGGCAUGGAUGUGUGCCCGCAUCGACGUGCGCUCGGAUGUGUGGAUGUCGGUGUGCCUCGGAGACACGCGGAGACGGGAAGAUGGGCUCUAAGAACUUAAGUGGGAGGGACGACAUUGCUGUAAUUUGUGUACACACUAACGCCAGUGUCAAUGGUUUGCGACCUUCUCUUGCGCCAAGGGGUAUGUGUGGAUUCAGUGGGACGUUUGUUGUUGUUAAGGUGGAUAGAACGUCGGUUGCUCCGAUCGCUUUUCAAAGAAGCAGCAGCAUGGUUGGGCAAUGGGAUGUUGCACUGCAAGCUGCAAAAGAAUGUUCCAAAGUUUUGUAGCAAUAUAAUAUACUUCGGUGUAGUUGUUUUGCCUUCAGGAGAACUGGCUGAACCUUUUUUUUUUUUUUCAAAGAACUUGCAAGGGCUUUUUAUGAUUUUAGAAUCUAGAUGUUUUUUUUUUUUUUUUUUUUUUUUUUUUUUUUUUUGAGUGGAAAGGUGGUGGUGUGCAUGUCAAGGACUUGCGCGAGGUCUAUUUUCUGUUGUGUUCAACAUCAUCAACCUUGCCUCUGCCCAAUCGGCAGAGUUUCCUUCUCCCCUCGUAGUGUAUCUUGUAAUCUACUGCUCGCCUCAAUCAAAUGGAUUCUUGUUG